This is a messenger RNA of Gongylonema pulchrum, 687 nucleotides long. The record is from the annotation of a GenBank genome assembly. Lineage: Eukaryota; Metazoa; Nematoda; Chromadorea; Rhabditida; Gongylonematidae.
AUGAAGCGAUUCGUGAGCGCGUCGAGGGAGAGCGUGCACAGUACGAAAUCGGGUGCGCUCGGCAUCGAUGAUGUGAUGGCCACGAAACGAUCAGUUUCCCAAUCACGGGGAAAUCUUCGCGACGAGGAGCAGUAUAGCUUGGACCAGUUUGCCGUGGCUCCCAUGGCACCUCAAAAGCGAUCGAUUUCCCAUUCGCGGGAGAGCCAGCGCGGCCAGGGGCAGUACGAUAUGAAUCACUUUGGCGCGGAUAAUCUGACACCUCGAAAACGAUCGGUUUCGCAAUCGCGAGGAAUUCAGCGCGGCGAGGAACAGCACAGUCAGGGUCAGAUUGGUGUAGAUUAUGGCAUGACAUUUCCUCGAUCAAUUUCUCAUUCUCAGGGCAUUCUGCGUGAUGAGAAACAGUACAGUUUGAAUCAGUUUGGCACGGAUGAUCGGACACCUCGAAAGCGAUCGGUUUCACAAUCGCGAGGAAUUCAGCACGGCCAGGAACAGUACAGUCUCGGUCAGAUUGCUGCAGAUGACAUGACAUUUCGUCGAUCGGUUUCUCAAUCGCGAGAAGUUCAGCACGGCGAGGGACAGUACAGUUUGGAACAGUUUGGUGUAGAUGGUAUGGCAAGUCGAAAACGAUCGAUUUCUCAGUCGCGUGAAAGUCGACGCGGCGAGGUGCGUACACUUCCACCUCUGUAA